AUGGAGAAAAAGAGAAGAGGAAAGGGGAAAAGCAACAGUGAUGCAGCCGAUUCGGAGCAAGGGUUUUAUCGUCUCGCGGACGUGCUUACCGUGCAGUCUGAGGGUUGGAAGCGCAAGCCGGCAGCUCAGCAGUCUCCUUCCGAAGUAGAUGGGAAGCCGUCCGUGCUGCAGUUCAAGUGUUGCUCCACUGCGCGACGCGACACCAGUCUUCCGCAUAGCACGAGGCAAUGGAGGAAAUUGCGUCUAAAUUCCUGCUGUGCCGCUGCGUCAUUUUUUCGAGACCAAACAAAGCGCGUUGAUUUCUGGUCCCCCUCCAACAGAACGGAGUAUUUUCGUCACCUGCAACGCUUGGCUUCUUUGUCUACAUUCUUGAAUCCUGGAUUGCAGCCGCCGAAGUCCCUAAUUGGGAGCCGGCCUCACAACUUCGGGCCUUCGAAGCCCGUCAUCGUUUUCACUACCUCGCCCACUCCCUUUCCAUCACAAGCUAAGUCACCACCGUCAAGCCUUCGGGUCGAGUUCAUGCCUACGUUCAUCCUCGCCAAAGGGUCCAACUCAAUCAUCAAUGGUCUUCGAGCAACUAGCCUGUUCAGUGCGAUAAUGGAGGUGGAAAGAGGGGACGAAGAAGAGAAUCACAUUGAGGGCGACGAAUCCUAG
Pseudozyma hubeiensis SY62 is the source of this 654-nucleotide messenger RNA. RefSeq lists its product as hypothetical. Lineage: Eukaryota; Fungi; Basidiomycota; Ustilaginomycetes; Ustilaginales; Ustilaginaceae. The transcript has a single exon. The coding region runs from base 1 to 654 and encodes 217 amino acids. The record is from RefSeq and is a predicted model, not a curated record.